Beauveria bassiana ARSEF 2860 is the source of this 2574-nucleotide messenger RNA. Its product is annotated as choriogenin Hminor. The record is from RefSeq and is a predicted model, not a curated record. The coding region runs from base 1 to 2574 and encodes 857 amino acids. NCBI's taxonomy places the organism in Eukaryota, Fungi, Ascomycota, Sordariomycetes, Hypocreales, Cordycipitaceae. The transcript is spliced from 3 exons.
AUGCCGUCGAAUGAUCCGCAACGACAUCAGAAUGGCGAGACGCGGGCCCAUAUUGCGCCUCCUGUGAAUCUGUGGGACGGACAAAAGCGAACAGUAACAGAAUGGAGCGGUCUGCACAGGGAAUCUGAACUAUGGGCUUCGAACGGCAGUUGUCUCAUUUACCUCUAUGGCAAGGGACAGUGUAAUGCAGGCGCAUCGUUUCGCGUGGAUCUUGCUGCCUUGAUUGCAACAGGGUGCCAUGCUUUUAUCGAGAAAUACAUGGACAAGCAAGGACAUGAUUUCGACCUUCCAAAGACGGAUGCUGACUGGAAUCGAGUUCGCCCCAAUCGAAAUGUGCAGCUAUACAUACAAGCUGUCCCAGGCAGCACACGCUCAGAAAUCGCUCGACAGCAUCUUUCGAUUCGCAACUUGCUGGCCUGGAUGAGAGGACUUCCGCUAGUUGGAACUCACCUGGGUGGAGAAAUUGUGACUCUGUUUCAAAACAUGGUCACCUAUCGGCCGCUUGAUGCGGACUCUACUGCAGACCUGUUAGUGUAUCUCGAGACUGCCGGCUACCUAGACAUGGUGGCACAACCGGAUCACGCGCUUGCCAUUUUACACAUUGCCGAAUACCUCCGCCACCAAGACCUCUAUACCCGAGCAUUUGUCCACUGCGUGGGUAUGGGGGAGCAGCUGUAUCGAAGCACUGAAUACACGAAAAUAAGUCUUAUCUCGAGAAAACUUAUCAGAAACGCGCGACGAACAUCAAAGACGAAGCUUAACAAUGCAACUAAGGACCUAGCCUCAUUUCUUGACGAGGAACUCUCGGAAAGCCAGAUCGGCCUACCUCUUGGCGUGCGUGCCCACCUCGAGAGAUUCCGCAGCGCUUUGUUGGCUUUCUACACGAUCAAAUUCGGCUAUUUCCCACCGAGAGAGUUUGACGCAAAAGUUAUCAAGGCGAUGACAGAGGAUUUCGAAGCCUUGUACGAUCUUCUCGUAGACGAUGGAGUAGAAACGUGCGGGAUGUUUGGCGGUAGCAGUGGUGGUGGCUUGUGCACUUUACAGAUCAUUCGAAGUUUCGACAACCGAAAUUCGUUCGAGUGCCGCCAGCAUCCCCUGCCUCUCCUCCCCAAUGUACCCGACGUGCGCAAGACGCGCCGUAUGUCCUGGCUUGGUCGAAAAGAAAAAGGAAAACCAGCCGACCGGCUGGUUGCUCACACGGCGCUGAUAAAAGCCUCCAACUGGCGCGAAUCAUCCUUCAGGAAUGAUCUUGUGCGAAUGUAUCGUGAAUUCGAAGGCAAGUCAUUGGAGUCGCCAGCCAACAAGGGGGACACGCCAGAUGACGUGUCCAUCACGGACGCUCGUAAAGUACGCUGGAUCUUGAUAUACGCCAUGUGCCAGGUUCUGCGCAGCAUUUCACGACAGGCGCCGCAAGUGGCGGGAGAGAAAGCACCUUAUUUUCUCAGCGCGUCCGUUACUGAGCUCCCGCCAUGGAACACGGCCCUCAAUACGAAGAUGGAUUUCCCAAUUUCGAGCAGUGUGUUGCCGACAAUGCCUAUGUCUGCAGACGAGCCAUGGCAGCCCAGAUUCGCAGACGGCGUGGAAAUCAAACCAGAUAUAAACUAUCUUGCGCUGACGCACGGUCAUGAACGCCGACAGGCAGUUAAGCCGCGGCGCAGGCAAUCAAUGCCGGCGGCUCCGUGUACAAUGUCUCCAACGAGACCAUCACCACCUACGCCGGUGUCGGGCAACGUCCUCGCGCGUCGACCAACGAUUCGGAACUCCAUCAGGCAACGGCUACGACCUGUAACCGCAAGCUCUGUCGCUGCUGUCACGUCAGCCACGAGCAACAAGAGUGCCUACCGCGAAAUUGUCAUAGAAGGGUAUGGAAAUGGUACCAAUGAGGUCAAGCUAGGGCGGCGCAAUACUGUGGGAUGUGUCAAUUCUGAGGCUAUCGGAAGGCCUCUUGAAAUUCCACCCAAAGACCAACGGCCCGCUGACAUGACUCCACCAGUCGGCGAGCCCGAAUCAACUCCAACUCAGAGCUGGAGUAGCUCAAACAGGAGCAGCAACGCCAGCUCUAUUGAAACAAUGGAGUCGCGGGCGGUAUCGAGCCCGGCGUCGCCAGCCACCGUGGCCACUGUCGAGUUUGAGCAGACGGCCGUUGAGCCAAUCAUUGUCCGCAACUCCUCGCACAGGAGCCUCACCCAGCGCUACCCGAUGAAGUCGGUGCUGGACACCAUCAGCCGCACCUCGAGCAAGCGUCGCAAUUCCAUCGCCAGCAGCGGGAGCAAGGACACGCCCCCCCUGCCGCAGUCGCAGCCGCCAACAAUGUCUGGUGGUGGCCUGUCGCGCGCCCCGAGCCUGCGCAAAAGCUUGCUGCCGGAGAGCUGGACGCUGGCGGGGCGCGCACCGUUUGAGCAGGACAUUGACGAAGAGGACGAGGUUGUGGCGCUGCAAUCGGAAGCGGAUGAGUGGAGGGCGAUGCAGGCGUUUCUGUGCGGCGACGAAUCGAGCACAGAGAUGGCGCACGAGGGAGCCACCCCUGGUUGGGAGCAGUACCAUGACUUGGGCGGCUUGACGGAAGUCCGAUGA